AUGCCACCUCGCAAAUCCACGUCCUCAGUGACGCCCGCUGAUCCAGAUGACUCACUACUCCAGCAAUCACCUUCAGCACCACACACCGACAAGCCCGUCUUUGCGACGGAGCAGCAGUUGAAGGCUCGGGCCGAGGCGGGCGCAAGUGUCGAGGACUAUCUCCUACCACGCUCACUGACGAUUCGUCUCGCGAAGUCGGUUCUCCCGCCGAAUACGACAAUCCAGAAGGACGCUGUGCUGGCCAUGCAAAAGGCUGCUACGGUGUUUGUUUCCUAUCUUUCUUCACAUGCCAAUGAUGCGACUCUCAAACGAACAAUCGCCCCAGCAGACGUCUUCAACGCUCUCUCCGAGCUAGAACUCGACUCCUUCCGCGGCAGACUCGAACGGGAACUAGAGGCAUACACGGAAAUCAAAGCUGGGAAGCGCAAGCCGAAGAAGGUUGAUGCGAAUGGCUCGACGCAGGAUGCGUCAGGCGAGGGCCCGACUCAGGGUGAUGGUGAUGCCGAGAUGCUUGAUAAUCCCGCGAAGAGAGUGAAGCGGGAUGGAGAUGUGGAGGUGGCUGUUGAUGCGCCUGCUGGGGAUGAUGGGGGAGAAACUCAAGAGGAGGACGUCGAAGAGGAAGAGGAAGAAGAGGAUGAGAGUGAAGAUGAUGAAGAGGAGGAACAUGCGCCCCGUGAGGAUGACCUUGAGCAUGUGGAGGACUUGGACCGUGAGCCUGGUGCGAGGAGAGGACCGUUUGAUCCGGAUGCUGAGGAGACGGAUGAAGAUGAGGAUGGGCCUGGUAGUCAGUUGCGGGAUAAUCUUGGGUUGGGCUAA
Messenger RNA from Penicillium coprophilum, 816 nucleotides. RefSeq lists its product as uncharacterized. Lineage: Eukaryota; Fungi; Ascomycota; Eurotiomycetes; Eurotiales; Aspergillaceae. The transcript is spliced from 3 exons. Bases 1 to 816 code for a protein of 271 amino acids. Gene Ontology annotation, cellular component: CHRAC; epsilon DNA polymerase complex. The record is from RefSeq and is a predicted model, not a curated record. Gene Ontology annotation, molecular function: protein heterodimerization activity; chromatin DNA binding. Gene Ontology annotation, biological process: DNA damage response; leading strand elongation; heterochromatin formation.